UAGUGAAUCUCCAAUCAAUUUCAAUCACCUCAUUUUCAUGGAAGAGACAAAUAAUCAGAUAAAGCAUUUCUUAUCUGCUUACACAUCACAACAGUGCUUAUAUAAAAUUCAAAAUCAAGCAUGUUCCCCCCAUUCCAGUCACAUCUUCCAACAAAGUAAUUACUGAAAUUAAUAUAAAAUAUUGUAAAUGUCUUCUUCUAAAGCGGUGGAAAAUAAAAUAAAAGAUUGAAAUCGUAAUUUCACUUUUCUUUUUAGAAAUUAGGGUUUCAACUUUCAACUCACCCGCCAAAUUCACACAUCGAACCAAAAAAAAAACCCUUUUCAGUUCUCACAAUCGCAAUUGAAUCUGCAUGAAUCGGAUCUCAAUCCGAUUCCCCAUUUCCGAAUCGGGUCCCGAAAAUCUUCGCCACCACCAUUGCUACCUUCCAUGGCAUCGAAGUCUCCGCCUCCACCUUCCCCGUUAUCUUCUUCUAGAUCCAACCCUCCUCUCGAUGCUUCCACUAAGAAAUUGGAAGACGCAAGUCCUGCAGUAAAAGAUGUGUUAUCGGUUAUCGAAUCUUUGAAGAAACAAGUCGCUGCGAAACGAGUUGUUACUGUUAAGAAUAGAGUGGAGGAAAAUAGACAGAAGCUGAUUGGUAUCACGAAUCAGCUAUGGAAAUCGUCGGAUGAGAAAAGGACGUGUGGCAUUGCUGAUGGUGGUAAUAGAAGUCUGGACUUGCUGUCUAAGAGGCAAAAAGAAGCAAUUGAUGCGCUCAAUGGUGUUGACGAUGAUAGGGAGAGCAAUGGUUACGAUGGAGAUGACCAUGGUUCUACGGCAGUUCUUCUAGGGUCUAAUGUUGCUGUAAAGAACGCUGUUCGGCCUAUCAAAUUACCUGAAGUGAAAAGAUUGCCUCCUUACACUACAUGGAUAUUUUUGGACAGAAAUCAAAGAAUGACAGAGGAUCAGUCAGUUGUUGGUCGGAGGCGAAUUUAUUAUGAUCAAACUGGUGGCGAAGCACUUAUUUGCAGUGACAGUGAGGAGGAACUAAUUGACGACGAAGAGGACAAAAGAGAGUUUGUAGAACCAGAAGAUUUUAUACUUCGCAUGACUAUCAAAGAAUAUGGUUUAUCUGAUGCUGUUUUGGAGUCGCUGGCUCAGUGUUUUUCUAGAAAAACUAGUGACAUUAAGGCCAGAUAUGAAACUUUUUGCAAUGAAGACAAUGCUGGUGAGGAUUCUAAAAAUGGAGAUACACAAGAUAAUUUCCAAAUCGACAAUUCUUUUCUGGAAAAGGAUCUUGAAGCGGCUCUUGACUCUUUUGACAACCUCUUUUGCCGCCGAUGUCGUGUUUUCGAUUGCAGAUUACAUGGAUGCUCUCAGGAUCUUGUCUUCCCGGCUGAGAGACAACCUUCGUGGAGUCCUCCUAAUACUGAAAAUGCACCAUGUGGACCAAAUUGUUUCCUAUUGGCACUUAAGGCAGAAAAAAUGGCCAAAGCCGCAUCUUCUACUCAGACCGAUGUUGAAGACAAAUCCCCUGGAAGUGCACUAUCUAGGAAAAAAUCUUCUGGUAGAAGGCGGAUAAAAUGCACCCAAAGUGAAAAUGCUUCAUCUAAUGCUAAGAACAUAUCUGAGAGUAGUGACUCAGAGAAUGGUCCUGGACGGGAUGCUGUUUCAGCCUCCCACUCAGCCCCACCUAAAACUAAACUAGUGGGGAAAAGUGGAAUUGGCAAGAGAAACAGUAAGCGAGUGGCAGAACGUGUUCUAGUUUGCAUGCAAAAACGGCAGAAGAAAACUGCUGCUUCUGAUUCUGAUUCCAUUAGUGAAGCACCGGACCGCUCAUUGAAUGAUAUGGUUACUGACUCACAUGUCAUGAUUGGGGAAGACAACAUGAGGAAAGAAGAGUUUGUGGAUGAAAACAUUUGCAAACAAGAAUUGACAGAUAAUAAAUCUUGGAAAGCUCUUGAAAAAGGGCUUUUGGAAAAAGGAAUGGAAAUUUUUGGCAAAAACAGCUGCUUAAUAGCCAGGAAUCUCUUAAAUGGUCUAAAGACAUGUUGGGAUGUUUUCCAGUACAUAAAUUGUGAAGAAGGGAAGUUGUCUGGUUCUACUGGGGAUGCCACUAAUUCUCUUGUAGAAGGCUAUUCUAAGGGUAAUAACGAAGUGAGAAGAAGAUCAAAAUUUUUACGAAGAAGAGGAAGAGUCCGUCGUUUAAAGUAUUCCUGGAAAUCUGCUGCUUAUCAUUCAUUCAGGAAAAGGAUUACAGAGAAAAAGGAUCAGCCCUGCCGACAGUAUAAUCCAUGUGGAUGUCAAUCAGCUUGUGGAAAGGAGUGUCCUUGUCUUUUAAAUGGAACCUGCUGUGAGAAGUACUGUGGAUGCCCCAAGAGUUGUAAAAAUCGAUUUCGUGGCUGUCAUUGUGCGAAGAGUCAAUGCAGAAGUCGUCAAUGUCCAUGCUUUGCUGCAGAUAGGGAAUGCGAUCCAGAUGUUUGUAGGAACUGUUGGGUCAGCUGCGGCGAUGGCACUCUUGGGACUCCUAGUCAAAGAGGGGAUAAUUAUGAAUGUAGAAACAUGAAGCUUCUUCUCAAACAGCAGCAAAAGGUUCUUCUUGGACGGUCUGAUGUGUCUGGCUGGGGGGCCUUCUUAAAGAAUAGUGUUGGUAAGCAUGAAUACCUUGGAGAGUAUACUGGAGAGUUAAUUUCACACAGGGAAGCAGACAAGCGAGGAAAGAUAUAUGACCGUGAAAAUUCAUCUUUUCUCUUUAAUCUGAAUGAUCAGUUUGUUCUUGAUGCUUAUAGAAAGGGUGAUAAAUUGAAGUUUGCAAACCACUCUCCUGUUCCAAAUUGUUAUGCGAAGGUUAUUAUGGUUGCUGGAGAUCAUAGGGUAGGAAUAUUUGCCAAGGAACGGAUUAAUGCUGGGGAGGAGCUAUUUUAUGAUUACCGCUAUGAGCCCGAUAGAGCUCCUGCUUGGGCUCGGAAGCCAGAGGCACCUGGAUCAAAAAAAGAAGACGGUGCUCCUUCAAGUGGUCGUGCAAAGAAGCUUGCUUAAUGGUAGUUUGUUUAAAAAAUCAAAAACCAUUCUUUUAGGUAUUCUUUGACACAUAGAGAAAGCAGUUUCAUUGAUAGCUGAAAGAAUUAUUUAUCGAGUUCUUUUGUUCAAAGCAAGGCCAUACAAUAGAAUAGGUAAAAUUACAUUUAUACAUUCAUUUUGGCAUUAGUUAACUGUAUUCGAUAUCCCAGAUGGAUAUUACAGUCUUGUUUAGUCAAAAUUCCAUGCAAUCCUUUCCUGAAAGGGAAAUGGGCAAAUACAUAUCAGUGGAAGACUUCAUUUAGUUUAUCAUCUGAAUUAGAAAAUUAUACAAAUUUUACAGGUCAAAUUCCUGAUAGUUUA
Molecule: messenger RNA, 3358 nt
Organism: Trifolium pratense (red clover)
Lineage: Eukaryota; Viridiplantae; Streptophyta; Magnoliopsida; Fabales; Fabaceae
Product: histone-lysine N-methyltransferase CLF
Exons: 18
Coding region: 428-3016 (862 amino acids)
Biological process (GO): chromatin remodeling
Cellular component (GO): PcG protein complex
Molecular function (GO): histone methyltransferase activity; protein binding
Source: RefSeq, a predicted model, not a curated record